Chaetomium globosum CBS 148.51 is the source of this 4209-nucleotide messenger RNA. RefSeq lists its product as uncharacterized. The record is from RefSeq and is a predicted model, not a curated record. Gene Ontology annotation, biological process: nucleoside metabolic process. Gene Ontology annotation, molecular function: catalytic activity; protein binding. The transcript is spliced from 6 exons. The coding region runs from base 1 to 4209 and encodes 1402 amino acids. Lineage: Eukaryota; Fungi; Ascomycota; Sordariomycetes; Sordariales; Chaetomiaceae.
AUGACAUCCCACAAUGCUCUCGACAGCCCCGACCACUAUGGGGUCGCUUGGAUCGCUGCUCUUCCCAUCGAGCGGGCCGCUGCAAAAGCGAUGCUCGACGAGGAACAUGCGCCUCCAACUGGCUUCGUUAGACACCAAACCGAUGCAAACGUUUAUACAUGGGGUCGGGUGGGUGAGCACAACAUCGUCAUCGCCUCUCUUGCCGCCGGAGUCUAUGGAACUACCUCGGCUGCGACCACGGCCUCGAGCCUACUUGCCUCUCUGCCAUCCAUCCGUGUUGGCCUUUUGGUCGGCAUAGGCGGCGGCAUCGCCCGACCGGACGAAGAUUACGAUAUACGGCUCGGCGACGUUGUCGUGAGCCAGCCCGACGGGACCACAGGCGGCGUCUGCCAGUACGACUUGAUCAAGGCCAAGUCUGGUGACAGGCGUGAGCGCAAAGGCUUUCUCAGACCACCUCCGACCGUCCUCCUUAAUGCGCUUGCCAGCAUCCAGGCCGAUCACGAGUCGACGUACUCCAAGGUUCCCAACUUCCUUCAACAGAUGCUAAAGAAGAACCCGAAAAUGAACAGGAGAUCCAAGCAAAAUCCUGGCUAUAUUCACCAGGGCACCGACAACGACCGGCUCUUCCAAUCUUCAUGCGACCACGUCCCCGGGCCGGACUGUCGGAGUUGUGACACGGCUGACGAGGUUGAACGCGAUGCUCGAGACACCACCGACCCCGAGAUCCACUACGGGACUAUCGCAUCCGGCAACUCGCUUGUUAAAGACGCCGCUACGCGUGAUCGGAUUGUUGCCGACAUCGGCGAGGACUGCAUCUGCUUUGAGAUGGAAGCAGCCGGCCUGAUGAACCACUUUCCCUGUCUUGUGAUCCGAGGGAUCUGCGACUACGCCGAUUCCCACAAGAACGAUCGAUGGCAACGCUAUGCCUCGGCCACCGCCGCUGCGUAUACCAAGGAGCUCCUAGCGUACGUGCCGGUCCAGGAGGUCCAGGAGACCAAGAGGGCACUGGACGUGCUUAAUCAAAAACUCGAUAGUGUGCAGCAGACCACUGAUUCCAUCCAGGCCGACCUUCGUACCGAGAAGAUCGAGCGCUGGCUUCGACCCCCUGAUCCGUCUACAAACGCCAACCACGCGAGGGAGCUCCGCCAUGAGGGGACAGGUGCGUGGCUCCUAAAAAAUCCGGUCUUCCAGGAAUGGCACUCGGGGGCGCGUCGAUAUUUAUGGCUGCAUGGGCUCGCGGGAUGUGGAAAGACGGUUCUCAGUGCGACUGUGCUAGAUCAUCUCGUAAAGGGAAACGACCGUCGUAUCCUCAGCUUCUUCUUUGACUUCAGCGACACGGCAAAGCAGACCGUGGAUGCCAUGCUGCGGUCACUUGCUUUCCAACUCUACCGAGGCAGGGCUCGUUCUGCAGGUGUACUUAACGCCUCAUUCCAAGCACACCAGGAUGGCCGCAACCAACUUGCAACGAAGACGCUCUCAGAUGUUUUAUUCAAGAUGCUCGCAGUCCAGAAGAAAGUCUCUAUCGUUCUGGAUGCCUUAGACGAGUCGAGAACGAGGGCCGACCUACUCCUCUGGAUUAAGGACGUAGUGUCCAGGCCAGAGCUGGGCCACGUCCAGCUGAUCUGUACCGGUCGGCCUGAAGCCGAGUUCCUGCGCGACAUCCCCUCGUUGAUAGGCGAGGGAAACAGCUUAGAAUUUAACAAGCAGGCUGUCAACGCCGACAUCCAAUCAUAUGUCGCAGCACAGCUUUCGCAACGACGCGAAUUUCGGGACAAGCCCUUGUCGCAAGAUCUCCUUCUGCUGAUUCAGACUAUUGAGGAGGCUCUCGCAUCUUUGCCGCGGACCCUGGAAGACACGUACCGACGCAUGAUUGAAUGCAUACCGAUGGAGCUUAAAAACGACGCGAUGCGGCUCCUGCAGUUUCUAGUGCAUUCGACGCGACCUCUCAAGCUGGCCGAGGCCAAAGAAGUAAUAGCAACGCAGAUCGAAAACGAGCCGCGAGGGUUUGACGUCAAGCGUCGACUGUUUUGCGAUACUGAUGUUUUGGACUACUGUCCUAGCUUAGUGACAGUCGUUCACGCCGCCGGCAAAGAGCUACAUCUUGCCCACUUUUCUGUCAAAGAGUACCUUCUCAGAGACGAGCGGUUCAACAUUGCGAUUGCUAGCAUUCCCAUUGCGAGGACGUGCUUGACUUAUCUUACGGACAUAAACGGUAACCGCGAAGAGAUUAAGCGGGAUUUUCCAAUGGCAAGAUUUGCGGCGGAAGUCUGGACAUACUAUGCCACGUUCGCUCAGGCUUCGGAAAAUAUGGUUCAAGCAACUGUUAGGUUCCUAGAAGAGGAAGUGACAUUUCAGCGGUGGGCUCGUUUGUAUCAGUCUGAUAGGGCCUGGGACGAUGACCCAGGUCCUCCACAAAGUUCCAGGCUCUAUUAUGCUUGCUUCGCUGGGCUCGUAACACCUGCGCAAAUUCUUAUCAGCAAAGGAGCGGACGUCAACGCGCAGGGCGGCGAAUAUGGCAACGCUCUCCAAGCCGCCUCAUCGGAAGGCCAUCAAAAGAUUGUCAAACUACUGUUGGACAAGGGAGCGGACGUCAACGCGCAGGGCGGCCUUCUACGGCAACGCUCUCCUAAGCCGCCUCAUCGGAAGGCCCAUCAAGAGAUUGUCAAACUACUGUUGGACAAGGGAGCGGACGUCAACGCGCAGGGCGGCUUCUACGGUAACGCUCUUCAGACCGCCUCAUCGGAAGGCCAUCAAGAGAUUGUCAAACUGCUGUUGGACAAGGAAGCGGACGUCAACGCGCAGGACGGCGAAUACAGCAACGCUCUCCAGGCUGCCUCAUUGAGAGGCCAUCAAGAGAUUGUCAAACUACUGUUGGACAAGGGAGCGGACGUCAACGCGCAGGGCGGCGAAUAUGGCAACGCCCUCCAAGCCGCCUCAUCAGGAGGCCAUCAAGAGAUUGUCAAACUACUGUUGGACAAGGGAGCGGACGUCAACGCGCAGGGCGGCUUCUACGGCAACGCUCUCCAAGCCGCCUCAUUGAGAGGCCAUCAAGAGAUUGUCAAACUACUGUUGGACAAGGGAGCGGACGUCAACGCGCAGGGCGGCUUCUACGGUAACGCUCUCCAGACCGCCUCAUCGGAAGGCCAUCAAGAGAUUGUCAAACUGCUGUUGGACAAGGGAGCGGACGUCAACGCGCAGGACGGCUUCUACGGCAACGCUCUCCAGGCCGCCUCAUUGAGAGGCCAUCAAGAGAUUGUAAAACUGCUGUUGGACAAGGGAGCGGACGUCAACGCGCAGGACGGCGAAUACAGCAACGCUCUCCAGGCUGCCUCAUCGAGAGGCCAUCAAGAGAUUGUCAAACUGUUUGAAAAAAGGGGCGGAAAUACAAAGCUGAGGUCAAUAGGACCACACAUGACACUCCAGGUGGGGAACGACGGCGGCGUUGGGGCGAACGUCGAGAGCAUCGAUCCUCAGGAGCAUUACGAAGCCUUCCUGGAUGCCCUAUCCGUGGUCCGACGUAGCGAAAUAAAGGAUAUGAAGAGGCGAGGGCAGUUGACCCAAGCCAGGACGACAACACUGCUGCCCAGCGUGGUCGCCAUUUCUAUACCAUGCUACAGGACCUCCAAGAUUCGCCUUUCCGUGGCAUGGGAUUCCCAGCCGCGAGGAGAUCGACGCGGUAUUGAAGGUCCUGAAGAAAGAGGACAGCAGCGUGACGGCGAAGAUCCAGGGGACCUCGCCAUUCCCGGGCUCCCCAAUGGCACCAUUUUAAUCAAGAGCAAGACGGUCGCCAUCCCGAGCCAAAUGCGGGGCAAAGAAGGCAGAUGGAGGUGCAAGCCGGGUUUCAGGUGGGUUACCCACAGAACCGGGCCUCUCUGCACCCCGGCCUUCGCCAUGACAGAUCAGAAGAGCCAAGGCAAACAGUUCUCGGAUGUGCUCGUCAACCUCAAAGGCGUCCAUUCGAGCGGCACGGCGACGCGGCCCAGCUUCAUGAGCCUUGACUUCAUCGAGCCCAAGGAUGUGCUUGACAAAGACAUGAGAAACGCUAUCGUCAAGCUGGAACAACGGGGCAAGGAGACCAGACAGCGGUUCGAGGAAGACCACAAGCACGAGUCGUGGCUUCGAGAAUGGGAUGCCAUGCCUGAAUCUGGCCAGGGCACUGAAACCGCCGACGAAGAGGACGCGCCCCUCUGGACCGAGACGGAAAUCUAA